UUAGCGCUUAGCCGAACAAGUGUAGACAGAAGACAACAACAACAGCAUGAUCCUAGCCAAACGCCAGGCUGAUGGACUACUAGGCCAGCAAUGGAUCCCGAGAACGAGUAUCAGCAGUGCAUGGCGACAAAUGUGUGGCUCUUGCUGACUAGCGAUCUGGCUCGAUGAGGAGGCUAAUUUUAUUGCUAAACGUCCAAUAAGGUGCUCAUUCUUUCCGAAGUUUUUAAACAUACUCUGCUGCUAAACAUCGACUCGAGUCUCUAUGUGCGAGUGUCUUCCGGCGGGAGCAGCAGCAGCAGCGGUGCCAUGAACAGUGGACUCCCCGCUUCAGCUGCUCCGCUCGGGGGUGUCGGGAUACCCGGUGUGAAAGUUAAAUUCUGUCGAUAUUAUGCUAAAGACAAGACUUGUUUUUACGGAGAUGAAUGCCAGUUUCUGCACGAGGACCCGUCCAUGGCGAGCCUUUCUCUGCACGGUGGUGGUGGUACAGGUGCUGGCGGCGGCGGAGGAGGAGGAGGAAGCCCCGUGUCUUUAUCUCUCGCCGGAGGAGCAGUGACCGCGGCGGGGUACGUGCUCGGGGGUAGCGCGGUUAGCGGCGUACCUGCGAGCGUUCCCAAAAAGAACGAUUCUCUCGGCCCCGAGGGACAGCUGUUGUCCAUCCCUGGGAUGGAGGGAGGUGCCCUGAAUGAUGCCAGUCUGACCAACUCGUACUUCAGCAGCACUUUUAUAGGGGUCAACGGAUUUGGAGGCCCAGCAGAAUCCAAAUAUUCAAUGAUGCAGAGGAUGACCAGCAGUAGCAGUUCUCCAAGUCUGCUGAAUGAUGGUGCCAAGAGCUAUAGCCACAGCACACAUGAUCCAGUAAAUUCCCCAACAUCAUCUCUAUUCAGUGACUUUGGUGCUUUAAGCAUAUCACAGAGGAGAAAGGCUCCUAACCCUGCAGCCAGCGAGUUUGUCCCUAAAGGGGCUCCACGAAUGGCCUCCAUGUCUCAGACUACCGUGCCAGCAUUCGCCUCUCCCAUUUUUCCUCAUCCUGGAUUGAGCAGCUCCACAGCGGCCGCUCUUGCACCUGGUAUGUCUCUCUCUGCUGGGUCAUCUCCGCUUCACUCGCCCAAAAUCACCCCUCACACCUCCCCAGCUCCUCGGCGGCGCAGCCACACGCCCAACCCCAACCCUAACCCAGCCAAUUAUAUGGUGCCCACCACUGCGCCUGACCAGGCAGGCGGAGCCCACAUAAUUCAAAAGGAGACUGUAGGCGGAACAACCUACUUCUAUACUGAUAACACCCCUGCUCCAUUGGCUGGAAUGGUGUUCCCAACAUAUCACAUGUAUCCGCAAACGGCACCUCAUGUGGCGUACAUGCAACCAAAAGCCAAUGCGCCAUCCUUUUUCAUGGCUGACGAACUCCGACAGGAGCUGAUAAACAGGCAUUUGAUAACGAUGGCACAGAUAGAUCAGUCUGAGAACCCUGGAGUGCCAUCUGAGGUUGACAGUUACCACAGCCUCUUUCCCCUGGAACCCCUUCCUCCCCCCAACCGUCUUCAGAAAACCAGCAAUUUCAGUUACAUCACUUCCUGUUACAAGGCAGUCAACAGCAAAGAUGACCUGCCUUACUGCCUCAGGAGGAUACAUGGCUUCAGGCUGGUCAACACCAAGUGUAUGAUGCUGGUAGACAUGUGGAAGAAGAUUCAGCACUCCAAUACUGUGACCCUCCGAGAGGUCUUUACCACCAAAGCUUUUGGAGACCACUCACUAGUUUUCUCCUAUGACUUCCAUGCGGGAGCAGAGACCAUGUUCAGCAGGCACUUCAAUGAUCCAGCGGCGGAUUCUUACUUUACGAAGAGAAAGUGGGGGCAACAUGAGCUCCCUCCUCCACGGCAACAUGCAGGCCUGUUACCAGAGUCUCUGAUUUGGGCCUACAUUGUCCAGCUAAGUUCAGCACUGCGCACCAUUCACACAGCUGGAUUGGCCUGCAGGGUCAUGGACCCCAGUAAAAUCCUCAUCACUGGAAAAACACGGUUACGGGUCAACUGUGUAGGAAUGUUUGAUGUCUUAACAUUUGACAAUAGUCAGACCAACCACCUGGCGCUGAUGCCCCAGUACCAGCAAGCAGAUCUCAUCUCACUGGGGAAGGUGGUGUUGGCUCUGGCGUGUAACUCUUUAGCUGGCAUUCAGAGAGAGAAUCUGCAGAAGGCCAUGGAGCUGGUGUCAAUCAACUAUUCGUCUGACCUCAAGAACCUUAUUCUGUAUCUGCUCUCAGAGCAAAGCCGUCUGCGCAGCGUCAAUGACAUUAUGCCUAUGAUUGGAGCACGCUUUUACACUCAACUUGAUGCCUCGCAAAUGAGGAAUGAUGUCAUUGAGGAGGACUUGGCCAAGGAGGUUCAAAAUGGACGAUUGUUCCGCCUACUGGCAAAACUGGGAACCAUCAAUGAAAGACCAGAGUUUCAGAAGGAUCCAACAUGGUCUGAGACUGGAGAUCGUUACCUGCUGAAACUCUUCAGAGAUCACCUGUUCCACCAGGUCACAGAGACCGGCACACCCUGGGUUGACCUCAGCCACAUUGUGUCCUGUCUCAACAAGUUGGACGCUGGAGUGCCGGAGAAGAUCAGUCUGGUGUCCCGGGAUGAGAAGAGCGUGCUCGUGGUGACCUACUCAGACCUGAAGCGCUGCUUUGAGAGCACCUUCCAGGAACUGCUGGCCACGGCGAACGGCCCCCUGUAACCCCAGCCAUCCCCACAGGAGUGGGCUGGAACUGCCUGAAAACAGAGCACAUUGCACUACAGCCUGGAAUCAUAGGUGCAGAACGAUGAUCUCACGACCAGGGCAGAGCCAGCUGGUUGCUCACCUCCAGUCAGAUACACUGUUGUUCUUCUAUCCAGAGAAACACCUUUUUCUAAAGCUUAUUUUUUUAGUUUUCACAACAAACUGUGCAGCUGCAGAAUUAUGAACUGAACUGAGAGCUGUGGCCAAUGAGUUUUUUUAAGACUUGGGAACAAUGUCCAAAAUAAUGACUUCCUGCUCUUAUUUUUAAUUUGUAUUUUUUUUUUGUUUUCGUUGGAGGAUGCACUAAACAUUUUAAGUUCCUUUUUUUAAGUGAUUGUGUGCGCACGUCCCACAGGGUUCAUACAGGGAGCACACAUGAAAUAGACACAAAACGAAACAAAAAAACAGAGCGCUUUCCACAUCAUCUCCUCCUGUUUUUUUAUGAGGUACUACAAUUUGGGACAGACCACUGGUCAUGUGUCCUGGACUCUGAUGGGACGAUGCGCCGGGUUGGGUUAAUCAAUGAGACUGACCACUGAAUGAAUGUGUGGUGAUGGUUAACGACUCUUGAUCAUGUCAGCCGAUUUACAGGCAGGAGGGACGUCAUUGGGUUUGUGGGUUUCCACGGCAUUCGCUGCCGCUGACAAAGAGGUGCUCUCUCUCUCCUCUUGCUGUGUAAAAUUGUUUAUUUGCGACCUUUUUAAUUUCACGGGCGCAUUAUCAGAUUUGAGAGGAUGGAUUUUUGUUGUCUUUUUUUUUUUUUUUGUUUUGUCAGGCUCUCGUGAAAGGAACCAAAGAACUGGACCACACUAGCAAGGGAAACCAGUUCGCUCUGAUGGUGGAAUGAAUGUCCUCUUCUUAAGCGUCCACUUCGUCAUUCUUUUCGUUUCUCACAUCCGCUAGUAUUGGUUUUGAUCUAGUGAAUGUCAGUAGAGCUCUCUUGUGUUCCUCACCAAGCUGUUGUACAGAGAUGCAUGAUGGGAUGUUUCUCACCUCACUCUGUGGACCAAUCCCAGCAAAGGACGGUUGGGAUUGUAUCAGUUUCUUUCUUUAUGUGAUUUGAUCAUGCGACAACAUCCGUAAAUCAGUUUGGAAUUCGCUCAGGAUGAUGAUGAUGAUGAUGAUGACAGGAAUAUGCCAAUGGCUGAAUGUGUCUGACCUGUCAUUGGUGACUGCCCGAUCUGUGAGUCGAGGACCCGCGCAGGACCUGCAGCACAGAUUGGGCUGUGCAGGUUACAGCAGGCCAGAACUGCAGUGAGGAUGCUGUGAGUUCAAUCUACCUUCCCCUGCCCUCCCUCUCUCUCUCUUCUUUAUUUUCUUUUUAAAGUAAACCAAUCAGUAAUAUAACUUGGUGAACAUGGUGCCAAGCCCGUAUCUCUUUCUUCAUCAUACACACACCAACAUUUAUACACACCUUUUAGUGGCCGAUCUGUCAUAUCAUGAACUCCGAUUCCAGUGGAGCGCACUCCAGACAUACACACACACACACACACAUACAUACACUCACGUACAUGAAAUCCUCCUUCACACCCCCCAGUAUGUUUUAUGCCCUUCUUGUGUUUGUCACAUUUUUUCUGCAAUAUUUGUGUGUACAGCAGUAUUUUAAUAAAGAGUAAAUAAAAGUUAAGAUUGA
Messenger RNA from Danio aesculapii, 4390 nucleotides. It is a transcript of the gene pan3, whose product is annotated as poly(A) specific ribonuclease subunit PAN3. Gene Ontology annotation, cellular component: P-body; PAN complex. Gene Ontology annotation, molecular function: poly(A) binding; metal ion binding. The record is from RefSeq and is a predicted model, not a curated record. The transcript has 18 exons. Bases 307 to 2715 code for a protein of 802 amino acids. Lineage: Eukaryota; Metazoa; Chordata; Actinopteri; Cypriniformes; Danionidae. Gene Ontology annotation, biological process: nuclear-transcribed mRNA poly(A) tail shortening; mRNA processing.